UUUGUCACACACCCCCCCCCCCAUCUCCCUUCCCGCAGCUUCCUGCAGAGCCUGGGCGCCGUCUUCUCCUUCAUCUCCAAGGACGCGGUGGCCAAGGUGGCGCUGCUGGAGGGGCACUGCCAGCGGCAGCGUUUCGUGUCCCUGCAGGCCAUGGUGCAGCAGGAGCUGGCGGCGGGGCUGGCGGCGCUGCGGGCGCGGCCCGACUCCGGCUGCCGCACGCUGCUGCGGCUGCACCGCGCCCUGCGCUGGCUGCAGCUCUUCCUGGAGGGACUGCGCUCCGGCGACUCCCGCACCUCCGUGCUCUGCACCGACGCCUACAACGCCUCGCUGGCCGAGCACCAUCCCUGGUUCAUCCGCAAAGCCGCCACCGUGGCGUUCUGCGCGUUGCCCUCCCGCGAUGCCUUCCUGGAGAUCAUGAACGUGGGCCCGCCCGAGGAGGCCGUGGCCAUGCUGGGAGAGGCCAUCCCCUACAUCGGAGACGUUUACAGCAUCACCCAGGAGCUCUUCGCGCAGCAUAAGCUGCUCGACCUGCCCUGAGGGCGCUUCCGGGAUGAGCCCACGGUGAAAAUCACAUUUUUGCAGAAGCACAACCCCUCUGAUUCUCUGUCCGUGGUUAUUUUCACCUUUUCUUUCCUGCCUGCAGCCGAGGAAUUGGCCAAACUGGUCAGGAUGCUUCACUUUAUAAAUGUGGAAUGGUUCUUUUUUUACAUCUGUCAGUUUGUGCGUAGAGCUCUUCAGUUAGGGGGAAAAAUCCACAUCAGGUUGAGCUGCUAAGGGAUUUGGUUUUUUUUUGGUUCCCAGAAAAGGUUUUUCUUUUCAAGCCAACCUUGAGCAGCUUCUGUGUGUUUUCAGCAAUAGUGGCCUCGUGUGCCAGCACACAUUUGAACUGUGGUGUCUGAACCCCAUGGGAGCUCACCUGGCCAUCGUGGUUUAUACAAAAAACCCACCUAGGGGCUUCACCUGGAGAAUUUAAUCCUGAGUAAUGCACUGGGGAAAGGAAGGUCCUUUCCCUGUCACAGCCACCUCAUGGUGGGGCCCAAGGAGCUGAAGGAAGUGGGGCUGGAUGUUCCUGGUGCGGGGAUCCAUCCAGCAGCACCUUCCCUAUGUCACAUCCCUGCUCGUUGAAUCCAAGCUUUUUGCACUUGGGAUGUGCAGCAGAUUUUAUUUUGUGCUGCACAAUCCCCUUUGUCCAGCCCAACCUGGAGCUGUUUGCCUCUGAGUUGUAUUCUUGUGUGUUUUAUUUCUUUUGUGAAUGUGUCAAAUGCCUACAAAAAGGAUUUUUCUGCCUCUCUGGGGGGAAAUCCACACUUGUACUGUAAAUCACUGCUUUGUGAGGCUUCUGCCUUCUACUGAAAACCACUGGAAGAGCCAAAGUACAUUAGAUGGGAUUUACUGAGCUUUUGGGAAGCUGGAAAAGCUCUACAGGGUUAGUCCAGGAUGGCAGGGACACGUGGGGGAAUCCUACAGGCUGACAGGUUGAUUGUCUCUUUUUGGCCUAAUACAACACUGAAAAAUUCAGGAAAUCACUAUUACCUCAUGGAGACUGGACUAACUGGACAUUAAAUUAUGUGAAUAACAUGUUUUUGAGGAGUGUCCUUUGUGGGAUCACACUCUGGGGGUGUGGUGGUGGAAGGGACACGAUUUACAGUGUGACCUACUCAGAUUUUCUUUUCCCAGAAAAAUCUGUUUCAUUUCCAGCUGCUAUUUCAUCUGUGCAAUGAAUUAAAUGCCUUAAACUAAA
Parus major (Great Tit) is the source of this 1741-nucleotide messenger RNA. It is a transcript of the gene CPTP, whose product is annotated as ceramide-1-phosphate transfer protein. Gene Ontology annotation, molecular function: ceramide 1-phosphate binding; ceramide 1-phosphate transfer activity. The annotation marks the transcript as partial. Gene Ontology annotation, biological process: ceramide transport; intermembrane lipid transfer. The record is from RefSeq and is a predicted model, not a curated record. Gene Ontology annotation, cellular component: cytoplasm; membrane; cytosol. The transcript has a single exon. NCBI's taxonomy places the organism in Eukaryota, Metazoa, Chordata, Aves, Passeriformes, Paridae.